This is a messenger RNA of Styela clava, 1752 nucleotides long. Its product is annotated as cyclin-dependent-like kinase 5. Gene Ontology annotation, cellular component: nucleus; cytoplasm. NCBI's taxonomy places the organism in Eukaryota, Metazoa, Chordata, Ascidiacea, Stolidobranchia, Styelidae. Gene Ontology annotation, molecular function: cyclin-dependent protein serine/threonine kinase activity; ATP binding. Gene Ontology annotation, biological process: axonogenesis; synaptic vesicle transport; protein phosphorylation. The record is from RefSeq and is a predicted model, not a curated record.
AGAAGUUGUAACUGAUUUACUUAAUUCAUUAGAUAGAUGGAAAUAGUAGUACAAAUUGUUUGUAAAUAAUACUUUAUCAUUUUGUAUAAUUCUUGUUUAGUAUUUGGUUAGGAAUUUAUACUAUGCAUAAAUAUGAAAAGAUUGAGAAGAUUGGCGAGGGAACCUAUGGUACAGUUUUCAAAGCAAAAAAUCAAGAGACCUUGGAUAUUGUUGCUUUGAAGCGUGUACGACUAGAUGAUGACGACGAAGGUGUUCCAAGUUCAGCAUUGCGCGAAAUCUGCUUGUUGAAAGAGCUUAAGCACAAAAAUAUUGUGAGAUUACAUGAUGUAUUACACAGUGAACGGAAAAUUACACUUGUAUUUGAAUACUGUGAUCAGGAUUUAAAAAAAUAUUUCGACACAUGCGGUGGUGAAAUUGAUCAAUUAGUUGUCAAAUCAUUCAUGUAUCAACUUCUCAAAGGCUUAUCAUAUUGUCACAGCCACAAUAUUCUUCACCGAGAUCUCAAGCCUCAGAAUUUAUUGAUAAACAAAAAUGGAGAACUCAAACUCGCUGAUUUUGGGCUUGCCAGGGCAUUCGGUAUUCCUGUUCGAUGUUAUUCAGCGGAAGUUGUUACAUUGUGGUACAGACCACCCGAUGUUUUGUUUGGAGCAAAGUUAUAUUCAACAUCUAUUGAUACAUGGAGUGCGGGAUGUAUUUUUGCAGAAUUGUCAAAUGCAGGAGUUCCACUUUUCCCUGGUAAUGAUGUCGAUGACCAGUUAAAAAGAAUCUUCAAAUUAUUGGGUACGCCUACAGAGCACACAUGGCCAGGUAUUACCAAACUUCCUGACUACAAACCCUUUCCCUUAUAUCCAGCAAACCCGCUUUGGUAUCAUGUAGUUCCUAAACUGUCAGCUGAAGGACGUGACUUGCUUCGCAAAUUGGUUGUUGUGAUUCCUAAUCACAGGAUGCUAGCUGAUGAGGCCUUGCGGCAUGAAUACUUCUAUGGUUUCACCCCUCCAUAGUGACAGUAAGUAAUGGCCGAAACAUUAGAAUCAGAAUUUUGUGUCUAUUAAACACUCGACAUUCCAAAUGCUGUUAUUCAGUUUACUGGUUAUAAAGUGAGCCUCUACAUUGUAGAGAAAAAUUUGUAAUUGUGGGAGUUUUCACACACACACAUUCAUUAAACAAAACUGAGAUUAGUAGUUCACAAACCUCAAGCUCACUGACUAUCAUGUCUAACCCUCUGAAAUUUAGUUGAUAUUUAUGCUAGACAUAGCUUUUAGGAAAAUAAUGAAUUAAGAUCUACCAAGAACCCAGUCACACAUUUUCUUACAACAAUUUCUGCUGGGGCUUAAAUGAGAGAGACAAAUAUGUGAAAAUAAAUUGUGUUCAGAAUUUUUGUAAUAUUAACCCUGUUAGAGAGGCAUGGCCACUUUUUGGUAGUGGGCUACCAGGAUUUAGAAAGAGCUUGGACCUUCAAACCGUCGUAAAUAGCCAUUAAUAAACUAUUGAUAUUUGAAGGAUUGUAAAUUUAUUUAUAUUUCUUUUACACUCAAUUUUCUACACAACUUCAUGUGCAAUAGAAGAGUUGAUAUUUCCCCCAAUUCAGUCUCAAUUUGAAUCAUUCAAUUGCUUUGUUGAACCUGUUUGUAUGUCAUAAUCUUACUCAGAAUAUAUUCUUUGUGGAAAAUAAAAACAGUGUAUUCGAGAUACAAUUGAUUAUAAAGACAUUCUUUAGUGUUCUUUCAAAAUAAAUCGAAAAUUGGACAUUGA